GUAUGCAUAAGUUGAUCAUCAUUGGUGUGAUGCGAGUACAACUGUGAAUAUAACCAACCAACCACCCCUCCCCCUCCACCUACCCAAUCAACAGCUAAUAACAGCAAAAAGCAAACAAUGUUUUGCUUUUGCCGCAAGUUAUUGUUCAACGCGGUGGCACCUCGACUGGAAAACGUUUGGCUAAGAGCCAUGGCCUUUUCGAGACAUAGUCGUACGCACAUUCCGUUCACAAUGCCUAUAAUGAUGAUGAUGGUGAUGAUGAUGAUGAUGACGCUAAUCGCAUCCGGAAAUUGUCAUAUUUGUGGUCCGCCCGCAGUGCCUCUGAAUGCCAAAGUGCGCACAGUUUCGGCAGAGGCGACGGGCAUAUCUGAGGCACAUUAUACAUGUGAUGCUGGAUAUGAGCUGUUUGGCUCGCCAAAGAUUAAGUGCGAUGCGAGUGCGGGCUGGGAGCGGGAUCUGCCCUUUUGUGGCGUUAAUGUCGCCUACCGCAAACCGGUCAAUCAGAGCUCUUACACGCGCAGUGGUCCAGCCAGCUAUGCGAAUGAUGGCAAGCCGGGCAAUAAGAAUCCCGAUGGACAAGAGUGCUCGGAGACACAAAAGGAGCCAUCGCCGUGGUGGCGUGUGGAUCUCUUGACACCGCAGGCAGUCCAUGUGGUGCGCAUAACGACACGUGGAUGUUGCGGACAUCAGCCGCUGCAGGAUCUGGAAAUACGUGUGGGCAACAGCAGUGCGGAUCUGCAGCGCAAUCCGCUCUGUGCCUGGUAUCCGGGCACCCUCGACGAGGGCAUCGUGAAGACUUUCACCUGUGCGCGUCCGCUCGUUGGCCAAUAUGUGGCCAUUCAGCUGGUUGGCGUUGAGGGCAGUCUCAGCCUGUGCGAGGUGGAGACAUUCACCAACGAUGAGUUCUCCGUCGAUCGCUGCCUCAGUCCCAAAAUCGGUGUGGAUACGAUCGUAACGACAUUCUCCAAAACAUGCUACGAUUUCCAUACAACGAAAGGUGAAAGCUUUGAAAAAGCUCAAGCCAUUUGCAAGCAGACAGGUGGCAACUUGGUGCAUGAGUUUCGGGGCGCCACCAGCCAAUAUAUUCUAUCAGAAUUGGAACGUCGCAAGACGGAAUUGAAGCCGCAAUUAGUUUGGAUUGGCGCACAAAAAGAGCCCGGCAUCACAUCCCGCACUUGGAAGUGGGUAAAUGGUGAAGUUGUGCAGAAGCCCACCUGGGGUAAAGAUCAGCCGAAUAAUUACAAUGGCGAGCAGAAUUGCGUUGUCUUCGAUGGUGGACGCAAUUGGCUCUGGAAUGAUGUUGGCUGCAAUCUGGACUAUCUACAUUUCAUAUGCCAGCACUCGCCUUUGUCCUGCGGCUCACCGGAUGCGCAGCAAAACACAACUGUGCUGGGCAAGGUGUUCACAUUGGGUGAGAAAAUUCAAUAUGAUUGCCCAAAGGGACACACGCUGCUGGGCCACGCGGAGCGUGAGUGCCGAACGGAUGGCGUCUGGAGCGGAUCAGCGCCACGCUGUAAAUAUGUGGACUGUGGACCAUUGCCGGAAUUGAAAUUUGGUUCGAUACAUCUGUCCGAGGAGCGCACCAGCUAUGGCGUCGUGGCCACCUACAGCUGCCAUGAGAAUUACACACUAAUUGGCAAUGAGAAUCGUACGUGCAUGCAGGAUGGCUGGAAUGGCAAGCAGCCCGAAUGUUUGGUUGACUGGUGUCCAGAUCCACAGCGCAUAACCGGCGGCAAUGUGCGUUUCACGGACAAGCGCGCCGGAUCGACAGCCGUGUACGUGUGUGAUCCUGGCUAUGUGCUCGUGGGUGAGGCGAUCAUAUCGUGUGGACUGGGCGGUGAAUGGUCGAGCAAGACGCCAUCGUGCCGAUUUGUCGAUUGCGGUGCGCCCGCUCGACCAGAUCGGGGUAUAUCCAUACUAUUGAAUGGCACGACAACUGUCGAUUCUGUUGUUAAAUAUGAAUGCGAUGAGGACCACUGGUUGGACGGGCCGUCCGAGCUCUAUUGUACAAAGGAUGGCAAGUGGUCCGGAGAGGCGCCCGUCUGUGAGCUGGUUACAUGCGAAACGCCCCAAGUGCCCGCUGGCUCCUUUGUCAUUGGCUAUGAUUAUAAUGUGCACUCGAAAAUACAAUACAACUGUGAUCCGGGUCACAUAAUGCAUGGCAACACAGUGCUCGAAUGCUUGGAUACUGGCGACUGGAGCUCCGAUGCGCCCUACUGUGAAUAUGUCGACUGUGGAACCAUAUUGCCAAUACCGUAUGGCAGCAUCAAAUAUGUGACAAACACAACAUACGUCGACUCCGAGGUGGUCUUCAGCUGCACCCAAUCCCACAAGCUGAGUGGUGUGGUCAAACGCAAGUGCCUGGAAUCGGGCACCUGGAGCGAUGCCUUGCCCAAAUGUGAAGAAAUUCGCUGUCACGAACCGCAGUUGGCGGCGCACAGCUUCCUGUCCGUCACUGGCAACGACAGAAUGUACGGACGCACUUUAAUACGCACCUCCGAAUCCACACAGAAUACAGCCCAGACAUACAAAAUUGGUGCACUGGCGAAAUACCGUUGUGAGCGUGGCUACAAAAUGGUUGGCGAGGCCCUGGCAACCUGCGAGGAUAAUGGCCACUGGAGCGGUACCAUACCGGAGUGUGUCUAUGUGGAGUGUGGAGCGCCCGAAAAUAUCACCGAUGGUAAGGCGACCUUGGCUACCAAUGCCACAUACUAUGGAGCUGCUGUUCUUUACGAAUGCAAUGCCAAUUUCAAGCUGAAUGGCGUUUCGCGCCGCCUGUGCACAGAGCACGGCAACUGGAGUCAUGAGGCACCCAAAUGCGUUGAGGUUGUUUGCGAUUUGCCCAAUUUGACAGACAGUUUGAUUGUCGAGGGAGGCACUCGGGCUGUUGGUGCCGUCGCUAUAUUCACUUGUGCCAAGGGUCGCAUUCUGGUUGGCAAUGACACACGCGUCUGCCAAAAGAAUGGCAAAUGGGCGGGCAAGAGUCCAACAUGUCGACCUGUUGACUGCGGCCGGCCACUAGCGAUUGACAAUGGUCGUGUCAUCGUGGUCAAUGAUUCCACACUGUACGGUGGCUCGGCGGAAUAUCACUGCAUACCAAAUUACAAUCGGAUUGGCCAGUAUCUGCGUAAAUGCACCGAGGAAGGUGCUUGGAGUGGCAAGCAGCCGAAAUGUGAACUGGCCACCGUUGAGGGGCAAGAGAGUUCCGAAUUGGGUACUGGCGUUGCCAUUGGCGCCACUGUUAUUGUCGCGCUGCUGGUCAUCUUUGGGCUCAUAUUCUUGUAUCGCAACAAGGCGAGACCGGUGAAAAACACUGAGAACAUUCAGGCAGCCGAAACGAAGGAUGAACGCAAUGCCGCCGUAAUGUCGUAUUCAACGCUGGAGGCUAACAAUCGAAUGCAUAUGGACAACAAUCCGUCUGCAACAUUCAACACAUUCCAAGGUGGAGCAGCGCGCCGAGGAGCUAAUAACAAUAGCAGCACCAAUAACAACAAUAAUAACAACAACAACAUUAACUCUGCGGACGGUGAACGAAUGAAUAAUCGCUCGGAAAAUAUUUACGACCAAAUACCAAAUGAACAAUUUUACGAUGCACCCUACGAGAUGCGGACGAAUGAUGAAGUCUACGAGCCGGAGCCAGUGCCCAGUAAUGUGAUCACAAUCAAUGGCAUCUCAGUGCGAUGAAAAUAACCAUACAUACAUGCAUACAUACAUACGUACAUACAUAGAUGCGUAUGUAGUACUUGAAUAUGUGCAUUCAUAAAUGCAUCAUAGUAUCAUUAAUGUUAACUUGUGUUUAUAAAUUGUAUAUAGUAAUUUUAGAGAGGACGUGAAUUAUAUUCGUAGUUUCCGACGACAAUUAAUCGCCUAAUGUUCAUGUUAAACAUUAAUGUUUGUAUGUUCAUUGUACAUACAUACAUACAUACGAUGUAUACUUAAAUAGGCAUCUUACACGUACUGAUUUCUUGAACAACUCCUUUUAAAUUUAUAAAUAUAAAUAUAUACAACAUGGAAAAUAAGUCAAGCGGCAACUUAAAAAACAAAAACAAACAACAAACAAAACAAAACAAAAAUCAUAAACAAAUUAGAGCACGAUUUCCGUUCCAUGUUUCCUUAUAUAU
Drosophila grimshawi is the source of this 4121-nucleotide messenger RNA. RefSeq names its product sushi, von Willebrand factor type A, EGF and pentraxin domain-containing protein 1 (gene fw). NCBI's taxonomy places the organism in Eukaryota, Metazoa, Arthropoda, Insecta, Diptera, Drosophilidae. The coding region runs from base 118 to 3684 and encodes 1188 amino acids. The record is from RefSeq and is a predicted model, not a curated record. The transcript has 14 exons.